Amphimedon queenslandica is the source of this 1704-nucleotide messenger RNA. Its product is annotated as tyrosine-protein kinase RYK-like. The transcript has 12 exons. The record is from RefSeq and is a predicted model, not a curated record. Lineage: Eukaryota; Metazoa; Porifera; Demospongiae; Haplosclerida; Niphatidae. The coding region runs from base 433 to 1617 and encodes 394 amino acids. Gene Ontology annotation, molecular function: protein kinase activity; ATP binding. Gene Ontology annotation, biological process: positive regulation of kinase activity; axonogenesis; cell surface receptor protein tyrosine kinase signaling pathway. Gene Ontology annotation, cellular component: signaling receptor complex; plasma membrane.
CCUACAUACAGUGAAAUAUCAUCACAAGAGAUAUCAUCAGCAAUACAAGGACCAAAUUCUUUUAAUGUCACUAUCCAGUUUUCAUGCACGGCCCCACCAGUUUAUGUUUCAAUCAUUUUUAAAUACAAAAUAUACGGAGUUAAUAGAACAAAUGGAAAUAUCACAAUACAUGCUCUCAACAAUAAAUGUAAUAAUAAUAAUAAUAAUAAUAAUAAUAAUAAUAAUGGUGCUAGUACUGCUACACAGAUCACUCAAACUGCUGCUCCAACACCCACUGAAGGUGGGACUGGAAACUCAGCCACUGAUAGUAAUAAUGAUGACAAUAAUUCAAUUAAUCCGAUAUUUUACGGUGUCAUAUCAGUAGUUGGAUUAGUCAUUAUACUAAUACUAGUUAUUGCGAUCAUCUAUCACUGCAUUGUGUUGAGACGAUGGAUGAUUAAGAAUAGACAAGAUAAUGAAAAUGAUGAUGAUGAUGAUGAGAGGUAUACGUUUCCAAUUGAAUUAUUGAGUCAUUUACACAGCACAAACCAACCACAAGUCAAUAUGUCCCUUCCUCCAUUAAAUGUCUCCACACUACCCAACUCUCCCUCUCACCCUCUCCCUCCCCCUCCCUUCACUCCCUUCCCUCCCUUCCCUCAUCCUGGAGUCAGGCACCCAUCAAUGGGGUCCAUUUUAAACUCAUCCAUUCGGAGUCUGAUGUCAUUCAGGGAUAUCUUUGUUGAUAGGAAAAGAAUACAAUUUAACGCUAAACUAAUGGAAGGUGUGUUUGGUGUUAUGUAUGAAGGAUAUUUAACUAAUGCUGAAGAUGAUGUUGAAGGAGCAAUACCAGUAAUAAUUAAAACUGUUAAAGAUAAUACUCCUGAUAUUGUUGUAAAGUCGUUAUUGGAGGGCGGGGCUGCUACAAGGGGUGUGAUCCAUCGUCAUUUAUUACCUCUAAUUGGUGCCCAUGCUUCAGACCUAGAACAACCAAUGUUACUCUAUCCCAAAUCUUCAUUUGGUACUUUGAAAACUUUAUUACUGAAAACAAGAGAAGGAGGAGGAAUCAUGUUACCAGGAAAUAAUUCUGGUCAGUGUACAUAUAUAUCAACACAUGAUCUUGUAUUUAUAUCUGAACAAGUGGCCAGAGGAAUGUACCAUUUAACUAGAAAAGGACAAGUACAUAAAGACCUGGCAUGUAGGAAUAUAUAUAUUCACGAGAAUCUACAUGUAAAGAUUGGUGAUAGGGGACUAAGUUGGGAUUUUUAUCCAGAAGAUUAUAAUACAAUAGAAGAGAGAGGAGGAGGGGGAGAUGAGACCAUUGCUUAUCCUGUCAAGUGGAUGGCAGCUGAAGUUUUGUCUGACAAAAGAUACUCUUCAUCUUCUGAUGUGUGGUCAUUUGGUGUUGUACUGUGGGAGAUAAUGACAAGAGGAAAGACUCCUUAUGAAGAUGUACUACCUGAAAAUAUGUUAAACUAUUUAACUACUGGCCACAGACUCCCCCAACCUAAAAACUGUCCUGAUGAUCUGUUUAGUUUAAUGGGUUGGUGUUGGGCCCUCACUCCUAGUGAUAGACCAAGAUUUAGUCAUUUAACUGUACGACUUAAAGAAUUUUAUGAUCAACUGGGAUCAUUUAUAUAAAGAGAGCCAACCAGAGAGUAUACUCUAUCAUUAUUUUAUUUCAUUUCACCAUUCACUGUAUUUUUAACAUAAACUAUUCUUCAGAGA